Messenger RNA from Mangifera indica (mango), 661 nucleotides. RefSeq names its product 2S albumin seed storage protein-like. Gene Ontology annotation, molecular function: nutrient reservoir activity. The coding region runs from base 47 to 463 and encodes 138 amino acids. The transcript has a single exon. The record is from RefSeq and is a predicted model, not a curated record. Lineage: Eukaryota; Viridiplantae; Streptophyta; Magnoliopsida; Sapindales; Anacardiaceae.
CUCACCAUUCAAAUACAAAUAUAACAAUAAUCCCCGACUAGCAGCAAUGACAAAGCUCCCUCUCCUCCUAUCUGCCUUCGCCGUCCUCCUCCUGCUGGCCAACGCUUCCAUUUACCGCACCACUGUGGAGGUUGAAGAAUCCUCAAGCCGUGGGCAGAGUUGCCAACGGCAGUUCGAAGAGCAGGACCGAUUCAGGUACUGUCAAAGGUUCGUGCAACAGGAGAUCCUGGGGAAUGGACGCAGGAACCAGAAACAAGAAAAUUUCAAGCAAUGCUGCAAGGAGUUGCAGGAAGUAGACAGAAGGUGUCGGUGUCAGGGACUAGAGCAAAUGGUGAGGCAGCAGCUGCAACAAGAACAACUCAGAGAAGAGGAAGUUAAGGAACUAUAUGAGACGGCCAGUGAAUUGCCUCGCAUGUGCAACAUUUCACCCAGCCAGGGCUGCCAGUUCCACUCAUCCUAUUAGAUUCACUUCCAUGAACAUGUUCAUGAAGUGAAGAAAUACUUGUAGAAGAAUAAAGUUCACAACUCAGGCAUUUUAGCUGGAGAUUAAAGGGUGAAUAAACAGUAGUAGAAUCAGCACAUUAUCGUGUGUAUGGAUGAGUCGAGACAAUGUAAUCAAUCGAAUUUGUUUAAUAAAAGUGCUGAUUUAGUUUAUCUUAAA